AUGGCUAUCUGGGAGCAACUAGAAGUCUCCAAGGCCCACGUCGCUUAUGCUUGUGUUGGUGUCUUUUCAUCGAUCUUUUCCUUGUUCUCCCUUUAUGUCAAGGAGAAGCUUUAUAUUGGUGAGUCCACCGUAGCAGGUAUAUUUGGGCUAAUCGUGGGUCCGGUUUGCUUGAACUGGUUUAAUCCUUUGAACUGGGGGAAUUCAGACAGUAUAACAUUAGAAAUAACAAGAAUAGUAUUAUGUUUGCAAAUUUUCGCCGUUGCCGUGGAACUGCCACGGAAGUAUAUGCUGAAACAUUGGGUAUCUGUGACAAUGCUAUUAUUGCCAGUGAUGACAGCUGGAUGGCUUAUAAUUGGUCUCUUUGUUUGGAUUCUUAUACCUGGUUUAAACUUCUCAGCUAGUCUGUUAAUCUCUGCAUGUAUUACCGCAACAGAUCCUAUUUUGGCGCAGUCGGUCGUUUCCGGUAAGUUUGCACAAAGAGUCCCUGGUCACUUAAGAAAUCUACUAUCUGCGGAGUCAGGCUGUAAUGAUGGUAUGGCCUUUCCUUUUUUAUUUCUUUCUAUGAAUUUAAUCCUGCAUCCCGGUAAUGGAAGAGAAAUUGUUAAAGAUUGGAUUUGCGUUACUAUCCUAUACGAGUGUCUGUUCGGAUGCUUACUAGGUUGUUUCAUUGGUUAUAUCGGCAGAAUCACCAUCAGGUUUGCCGAAAAGAAAAACAUCAUCGAUCGUGAGUCGUUCUUAGCGUUUUACGUUGUCCUGGCAUUCAUGUGUGCUGGGUUCGGCUCCAUUUUGGGUGUGGAUGACCUAUUGGUGUCAUUUGCAGCCGGUGCAACUUUCGCAUGGGAUGGGUGGUUUUCUCAAAAGACACAAGAGAGUAAUGUUUCCACCGUGAUUGAUCUGCUGCUAAACUAUGCGUAUUUUAUCUAUUUUGGUGCCAUUAUACCGUGGAGUCAAUUCAACAACGGUGAAAUUGGUACGAACGUCUGGCGUUUAAUUAUACUUUCGAUAGUGGUCAUCUUUUUACGUAGGAUUCCUGCGGUCAUGAUAUUGAGACCACUUAUACCUGAUAUAAAAUCGUGGCGUGAGGCACUUUUCGUGGGUCAUUUUGGUCCUAUUGGUGUUGGCGCCAUUUUUGCCGCUAUAUUAGCUCGUGGAGAAUUAGAAUCUACCUUUAGUGAGGAACCCACUCCUUUAAAUGUUGUACCGUCAAAAGAAGUAACUAAACACUGGCAGCUAAUAGCGUGUAUAUGGCCGAUAACUUGUUUCUUCAUUGUUACUUCUAUUAUAGUUCAUGGUUCUUCAGUUGCGAUCAUAACCCUUGGCCGUCAUUUGAACACGAUAACGUUAACCAAGACAUUCACUACACACACCACCAAUGGCGAUAAUGGGAAAACUUCUUGGAUGCAAAGAUUGCCAUCAUUGGAUAAAGCUGGACGAUCAUUUUCGUUGCAUCGUAUGGAUACUCAAAUGACUCUAUCAGGGGACGAAGGUGAAGAGGAAGGAGGAGGAGGUCGUAAAGGACUGGCAGGAGGUGAAGAUGAAGAAGGAUUAAACAAUGAUCAAAUUGGUAGCGUCGCAACGAGCGGAAUUCCUGCAAGACCCGCUGGUGGUAUGCCAAGAAGGAGAAAAUUAACAAGGAAGGAGAAAAGAUUAAACAGAAGACAGAAACUAAGGAACAAGGGUAGAGAGAUAUUUUCAUCGAGAUCUAAAAACGAAAUGUAUGAUGACGAUGAGUUGAACGAUCUGGGUCGAGAAAGGCUGCAAAAGGAAAAAGAAGCGCGCGCCGCCACAUUUGCAUUGAGCACAGCUGUCAAUACACAACAUAAUGAAGAGAUUGGAAUGGGUGGAGAUGAUGAAGAAGAUGAAUACACACCAGAGAAGGAAUAUAGCGACAACUACAAUAACACACCAAGCUUUGAAUCAUCUGCAAGGUCUUCAUCUCUCCGAGAGGGAACUUAUAUACCAAAAAAUCGUUAUGAUGAAGAAGAGACAGAAAGUGAAAUUGAAAGCGAAGAUGAGACAGAAGAUGAAAGUGAAAGGUCAAUGGCCAGCAGCGAAGAAAGAAGAAUUCGGAAAAUGAAAGAGGAGGAAAUGAAACCUGGUACUGCUUAUUUAGAUGGUAAUAGAAUGAUCAUCGAGAAUAAGCAAGGUGAAAUCUUGAACCAAGUAGAUAUAGAGGAUCGUAAUGGGGGAAAAGAUGAGAAUGCCAGUGUUGAUAGUACGACCCAUUCAAGUUUAACCACCACAAUGACUAAUGCCUCCAGUAGUAGUGGGGGAAGGUUAAAGAGAAUUUUAACCCCUACAUCUUUAGGAAAGAUACAUUCAUUAGUGGACAAAGGGAAAGAUAAAAAUAAAAACAACAAGUAUCAUGCAUUUAAGAUAGACAACUUGUUAAUCAUCGAAAAUGAGGAUGGUGAUGUUAUAAAAAGAUACAAGAUAAAUCCACAUAAACCUGAUGAUGAUAAAAGUAAGAACCGUCCAAGGAACGAUAGUGUCGUGUCAAGGGCCUUAACAGCCGUCGGAUUAAAGAGCAAGGCGAACAGCGGCAUACCACCUCCGCUAGAUGAAGAAAAAGCUAUCGAGGGACCUUCCAAGAAGGGUCCUGGGAUGUUAAAGAAAAGGACGUUAACACCUGCACCACCGAGAGGAGUUCAAGGCUCGUUAGAUCUUGAAGAUGAUCCAUCGUCUGAGGAGGAUUUGGGCGAUAGUUAUAACAUGGACGAUAGUGAAGAUUACGACGAUAAUGCUUACGAAUCAGAAACUGAAUUCGAAAGGCAAAGGAGGUUAAAUGCGUUAGGUGAGAUGACGGCACCGGCGGAUCAAGAUGACGAAGAGUUGCCACCUUUACCUGUGGAGGCACAAGUGGGAAAUGAUGGUCCAGGUACCGCGGAGGGAAAAAAGAAACAAAAGAGUGCUGCUGUUAAAUCGGCUCUAUCAAAAACGCUUGGUCUCAAUAAGUAA
Messenger RNA from Saccharomyces paradoxus, 2958 nucleotides. RefSeq names its product Nha1p (gene NHA1). NCBI's taxonomy places the organism in Eukaryota, Fungi, Ascomycota, Saccharomycetes, Saccharomycetales, Saccharomycetaceae. Gene Ontology annotation, biological process: sodium ion export across plasma membrane; proton export across plasma membrane; intracellular potassium ion homeostasis. Gene Ontology annotation, cellular component: plasma membrane. Bases 1 to 2958 code for a protein of 985 amino acids. The transcript has a single exon. The record is from RefSeq and is a predicted model, not a curated record. Gene Ontology annotation, molecular function: potassium ion transmembrane transporter activity; sodium:proton antiporter activity.